Messenger RNA from Thunnus maccoyii (southern bluefin tuna), 5392 nucleotides. RefSeq names its product matrix metalloproteinase-18. Gene Ontology annotation, molecular function: zinc ion binding; metalloendopeptidase activity. Lineage: Eukaryota; Metazoa; Chordata; Actinopteri; Scombriformes; Scombridae. The transcript has 10 exons. Gene Ontology annotation, cellular component: extracellular matrix. The coding region runs from base 3114 to 4610 and encodes 498 amino acids. Gene Ontology annotation, biological process: extracellular matrix organization; proteolysis; collagen catabolic process. The record is from RefSeq and is a predicted model, not a curated record.
CAUUGAGAUGAACACAUUUGUGCAAAUCUGAACUGAACUGAACUGGAUUGAACAAUUUUAAAUAUUUACAAUGCAGAGAUAAUAACAAGGUUGCUGAUCCAAUUUCCAUGAAUGAACUCUGUCUUUGUUAAUAUUGGCUUUACUUCUUUGUUGUUUGGGGUCUCACAGACUCCACUGCUGUAUGUAUAAAAUAACAACAACAACAACAACAAUAAUAAUAACAAUGCAUGCAAAAUCCACCAGUUUCUUCCUUUAAACACAGUAUUAAAUAUUUUUUUUCAUUUUCUUCUGACCUUUUUAAAUACCCAAUAUGUAUUGAAAUGGUAACCCCUUCCCUUUGCCACAAACUGGGUUUGCAGAUUUAAUAAAGGAGAGAAAAUACAAAAAUGACCAUAAAGUAUUGUUAUGAUAACCAAUUAGGAAAUAUAUCAUGUUUUAUAUGUUACAUAGGCUACACAUGCACAAAUAUUACUUUCCAUUGCAAUAUUUACAGACAAAGAAAUGUACAGUAUGCUUUCCUACAUAGUGAUGUCAGUUAGGAGAGAUACAGGAUAAGUAGACUAGAAAUAGACUAGAAAUACAGUCAUAAUGCAGGAAUAAGUUGUAAGGUGCCCCAAAGGCAACACAUGAAAUAAAAGUGCAGCAGGGAAACCAGUCAAUCAAGAGUUUUUAACUUAGAUUUGAAACUGGCUACAGUUGGGGUGCAUUUAAAAUCAUCAGGAAGGUGGUUCUAUCUGUGUGCAGUGUUGGAGCUAAAGCCUGCUCCACACUGUUUGGUUCUGUAUUGAGGUUCGACUGGUUGACUACUUCCUAAAGAUCUAAGGGCCCUGCUGGGUUUAUAUUCUUCAAGGAGCUCAGAAAUAUAUUUUGGCCCAGGGUUGUUGAGUGAUUUAUAAACUAGCAGCAGCACUUUAAAAUCUAUUCUAUAAGUGACUGGAAGCCAGUGUAAAGAUUUAAGACCAGAUGCUCAGUUCUCCUGGUUUUUUAGAACUCUGGCAGCAGCAUUCUCAAUGUGUUGAAGUUGUCUAAUGGUCUCUUUAAGAGGACCAGACAAGAGAAUGUUGAAAAUGCUGAUUUAGUUACUGCUUUAAUUUGGCUGCUGAAGCUCAGAUCUGAGUCAAUCAAAAAAACAAAAAAUCUAACUUGGGCUUUUGGCUUUAUAGAUCUGGAAUCAAGCUGAGCAAUAACUUUCAUUCAUUCUUCCUUGUUGCCAAAUACAAUUUCUGACUUGUAUUUAUUUAAUUGAACAAACUUUAAUUGCAUUAAGCUAUUUACUAGCUCUGAGCAUUGACGGAGCAAGUCUAUAUUUUACCAUGAGUAUUUAGAUGUAUGUCAUUUAGCACCUUUAGCAGUGAUAGCAGUAAAUGUUGAUGAUGUAGCCAAAUUAUUUUGCAUGGUUGCAGCACUGGUCUGAUAUUUUAAAUCACUCACUCAACUAACUCAUUACAUUUACUGAGAAAUAAGAAGUCAGGGGCUUACUGUAUUACUGUGGGAAUUACUUAGCUUCUCAACAGUGGUGAAUAAUGAGAACGGUUGAUAUUCCUGUCAAUGCUGUUUGGAGAAAAGUUUGUCUAGCCUUAUUUAUUUCAGAAUUAUAAAUACGAAGCCUCUCUUUAAAAGUGCUGUAGCUUUCCAGAGAUGGAUUGCAACAAUAUAACACUGAGCACUGCAUUCUGCUCAUAGUAUGACAUUACAUUUUGUGCAAUUACCUGUCUAUAUCUUACAUCUAUUACAUCAUUAAUCAGUGUGUGAAGCAGACAGCUCUGUCUACGCUUGUAACAUUCUGGACUUGUGGGUAGCAAUUGCCACAACUCAUGCUAUGUUUUACCACUGACUGUUAACUCAUUAUCUUUUUUAACAAGUUUCAUUAUUUUUUAUCUUAUCAAUUUCAGUUCUUUCAGAAAAUGACUGAAGAUUUAAGUUAAUGAGGAUAUGCAGUCUCGACCUUUGCACCACACCUUCAUCUUAAGAGGUCCUUCAGCAUGAUCAACAUCUCUGACAGCAUCACAGUUGCUGGCUUUUGCUAUUUUGUCUCCUUAUCGUCUUUCUGAUCAUCAUUUAUACUUUAAAUGUUUCUACACUUCAAACCACAUCAGUGCUCGACUAUAAUUGAUUUAUUAUCUUUAUUUAUUAUUGUUUAAUUUGAGUUUCUUCAUUUAGCAGGGUCAUUAGCUAAGAAAGAAAGAAAGGAUACAGCACAAUAAAUCAGCCAAGAGUUCAGCAAAGAUUAUAAUUAAUGUACUGUAUGUCAGUGGGCUAUAACCCAGGAUGCCUAUCUAAGUUUUUAACCCCUCAAUUAUCCACCACCAUAAAAUGACACUGUAAUAUUCCAUAGCACUCAAAAUAUGCAAAUCCAACAUGCGACAUCUAUUCAUAACUAUAUUUUACUUAAACAAAUAAAAAAUGAAAUGAAAUGAAAUUGCAUUAAAUGGCCUACAGACAAGCUGGUUUUCAUAAUAAUUUAUGAGAUGCUUUGGCACUGCAACAUCAACGAUCAUACAGGCCUAAUCAACAUGUGUUGAAUCUGUCUUUAAUCUUACAUAAUGCUGAGGAAACUGUUGAACUUUGAGGUGCAAUUAAAGAAAUCGUGGGAGGUCCGUCAGUAAAUCUGAAUUAAUAUGUUUUCUAGUGUGAAAUGAGAGCAGACGCAGUUAUGUAGAUUCCAAGAUUAUCCCUGAUACAAUCUUUCAAGCGAAUUUUGAGUUUGACCUCUGGGUAGGCUUGUUUUUAUUUUAUAUCAAACUUCCUAGAAUAUGUGCAUACUAGGAUUGUUGUCAUUGUUCACCCUGGGGGAUAGGGGUUCUUUACAAUAGAUUAGGAAUGUUGAUAAAAUAAAUCUAAAAGGAAGAUUGAACAUGUUUCUCAGAAUUUUGAACCAGAUUGUACUGAUUUCCCACUCUGAGGCUUUAUAAAUAAGGAGGCUAGUGUUUCUUUGAAGAGACAUUAAAUAAGACCCUGUUACGCGCCAAGCCACCUCGCUGUUCUUGUUGGGACAGGAGCACUCACACAUAAUUAACAGGUGGUCCCCGCUGCAGUUUUGCAUACAGCCCUGUGUAUCAGCAGCUGCACAUCUCAAAGACAAACUGACUUAGUGGGACUCCUGCCUGUCAAACAUGAAGAUGCUCUGGCUGAGUCUUCUGACUGUUAUGAUGCCCAGCAAGACUCUUGUUAUGAGCUUGCCUCUCUGGAACCCAGUCCUGCCUACACAACCCCAUGCUGGACCAUCUGAAGCUGACUGGGAGUUUGCAGAGGAAUAUCUAAAGCAUUUCUAUGGCUACCAGCCCAAGCCAGAUAGACGGAAGAGGACCGCAGACAAUAGUAUUGAUGCUGAUUGGACGACUGGAUUCUGUGAUAAGGUCCAGGAGAUGCAGCGCUUCUUUGGUUUGCCUCAGAGUGGAGAGCUCACCAAAGAGACUCUGGAAGUUAUGAAGAGGCCGCGCUGUGGUCUGUCAGAUGUUGAACGAUUUGGAGACACCAUGCGCUGGAAGAAGCACAACAUCAGUUACAGGAUUGCCGGCUAUAACCUCACCAUCCCGGCCUCACAGAUCCACAAACUCUUCAAGGCAGCAUGGAAGCUCUGGUCCAACGUUACGCCGUUACAAUUUCGCAAGCGGAGCAGGAAAGAGGCUGACAUUGUCAUCUCCUUCCACAGUGGCGACCAUAAGGACGGCUCACCCUUUGAUGGCAAAAAAGGAAUCCUGGCUCACGCCUUUAUGCCUGGGUUUGGUAUUGGUGGAGACGUACACUUUGAUGCUGAUGAAGACUGGAGCUUUAAUUCUACUGGUUUCAACCUAUUUGCCGUGGCAGUCCAUGAAUUCGGCCAUGCACUUGGCCUGUCCCACUCGUCUGAUCCCGGAGCUAUCAUGUACCCAUCAUACAACUUUGCCCCCAAUUAUGAGCCUCAGCUUUCCUUCCGUGAUGUCAAAGACAUCCAACACUUGUAUGGUAUUGGUUCGAAUUUUGCUGAACUAUCCUCAAAAAACCCUCCUCCAAGAACACCUGACAAAUGUGACCCAGAUCUGUCUUUUGAUGCUGUAACACAAUUACAGCAGGAGAUCCUGUUUUUCAAAGACCGAUUUAUGUGGCGUAAACAUCAUCAGUUUGAGGAGACGAAAAUCACUCUGAUUAGCGGUCUGUGGUCUGACAGUGUACCUUACUCCUUGGAUGCUGUCUAUGAGAAUUCAGGGAGGAAUUUUCUUCUGUUUUUCAAGGGUCAUCAGUACUGGAUGCUGAGGCAGUUAAAUCUCGAGGAAGGUUAUCCAAGAAACAUCUGGGACCUGGGCCUCCCCUCCAGAAUAAAAUCUAUAGAUGCUGCUCUUCACUUCACCAAUGACCACUAUACUGUGUUCUUCACUGGCCACGAGUGUUGGAGGUAUGACGAGCAGCAGAAGACGAUGGAGGGAUCACCAACACUCAUAAAGCAGCAGUGGCCGGGGAUCCCAUAUCCCAUAGAUGCAGCUGUCUUCUAUGAGGGAUUUGUGCACUUCUUCAAGGGGAAUGUCCACUACAAAUAUGACUCCAACUCCAAACGUGUCGUCUCCACUGGCCCUGCUAACGACUUGCUGGAAUGCAAGAAGGACAACAAUGAAAUCCUGAUGGUGGGCAGAUAACUGAAAUAGAUGCUGUGUAUCUGCUGUGUGUGUGUGUAUACACGAAGUGUUACAAAACUGUAUAUUCAGCAAUAACCACAAUGUGGCAAAUACCAAUUUGGGAACUGAUGAAUAAUCAAGGGAAGUGGUUAAAAGUGUUGCCUCAGUGUGUAAUACAAUGUUGUAAUAAUGGUAUUUGUACAUUGUUUUAAAAUGUUUUGUGUUGUGUUUGAUUUUACAAUUGUCUGAUAUUUUAUUUGAAUGUUGUUGCUAGAUAUGUUUGUGUUCUGUGAAACUGUGAUCUACUUCUCACAUAUUUUGACGGCAAAAUUGUAACAUUAUAUUUCUCCAGAGUAAAAAAAGAGAGAAUCUUUGUUUUUUUUAUUGCAACACAUUCACUCUGUUUGCAUGCACUGGUGUUGAUCAAUUAACCUGAGACAAUACUUUGCACAAGAAGACAUUACUUUUCCUGUCAAUGUCCAAUAUUAGGUAACAGUGACCAAAAUGUAGCUUUCCAUUAACAUUGAUGUUCAAAGUGGUAAUAAAUUAUUACAGACAUAUCAGGGUGGAAAAUAACUACCUAUAGUUGACCUAUGCAGCUUCACCAUCACACGAAAAACCCUUCAUGCAGGUACAGCAGCAUUUCAUAUGUUAUAGAUUAACUGACUUUAGUGCUUUUUUAAAAUCAAUGGAAGUUACAAGAUGAUAAUGCCAUUUUCCUGUAUGUGACUCACGUCAAUAAAUGUAAUCGAUAUGACUGCUUGGAUUUUGUGAUGCGGUAUCUGAUUAAAAUUGUGCAGCAU